Molecule: messenger RNA, 1342 nt
Organism: Raphanus sativus (radish)
Lineage: Eukaryota; Viridiplantae; Streptophyta; Magnoliopsida; Brassicales; Brassicaceae
Product: extensin-2-like
Exons: 1
Coding region: 30-1112 (360 amino acids)
Source: RefSeq, a predicted model, not a curated record
GGCUUAGAGAGCAUAACAGUUUUGUCAACAUGGCCAAUCCUAAUUGGCCAUCUCUACUUAUGUUGGUCUUGGCUUUGUAUACCAUCGUUGCUACUUCAAGUGCACAAUAUUCUCCACCAUCACCACCACCAUAUGUCUAUAAUUCUCCUCCGUUUCCACCAUAUGUUUACAAAUCUCCUCCACCACCUCCAUAUGUCUAUAGCACUCCACCACCACCUCCUUACGUGUAUAGUUCUCCACCACCCCCACCAUAUGUAUACAAGUCUCCUCCACCACCUCCUUACGUCUACAGUUCUCCACCACCACCACCAUAUGUAUACAAGUCUCCUCCACCACCUCCAUAUGUCUCUCCACCACCACCACCACCAUAUAUAUACAAGUCUCCUCCACCACCUCCAUACGUCUAUAGCUCUCCACCACCACCACCAUAUGUUUACAGCUCUCCACCACCACCUCCUUAUGUGUAUAGCUCUCCACCACCACCACCAUAUGUCUACAAGUCUCCUCCACCACCUCCUUACGUCUAUAGCUCUCCACCACCACCACCAUAUGUCUACAAGUCUCCUCCACCACCUCCAUACGUCUAUAGCUCUCCACCACCACCACCAUAUGUAUACAAGUCUCCUCCACCACCUCCAUAUGUCUAUACCUCUCCGCCACCUCCACCUUAUGUUUACAAGUCUCCUCCACCUCCUCCAUAUGUCUAUAGCUCUCCACCACCGCCACCAUAUGUCUACAAGUCUCCUCCACCACCUCCUUACGUCUAUAGCUCUCCACCACCCCCACCAUAUGUCUACAAGUCUCCUCCACCACCUCCAUACGUCUAUAGCUCUCCACCACCACCACCACCACCACCACCGUAUGUGUACAAGUCUCCUCCACCACCUCCAUAUUUAUAUAGCUCUCCACCACCUCCUCCAUAUGUUUACAAGUCUCCUCCACCACCUCCUUACGUCUACAGCUCCCCACCGCCUCCUCCAUAUAUUUACAAGUCUCCUCCACCACCACCUUACGUAUACAGUUCUCCUCCACCACCAUCUUACAUCUACAACUCUCCCCCACCUCCAAGCUAUAGUUAUAGCUAUAGCUCACCCCCUCCACCGAUAUACUAACCAUAUAUACAUGAUGAAGUGAGUUUCAACAGAAGCUUUUACAUAAUAAGUUACGACCAUGGUAUCCACGCUUUUAAAAUAUUUCACUUUCGAGUCCUCAAUGUAGACGAAAUUAAUUUCGUUUGUACUUAUACUUUGUGCAUUUCGACUUUGGGUUGUUGCUUUUGAUGUUUGUUAUGCAUGCCUACUAAAAGGCCAGUGUAUUGUCUUAAUUUAUAACUAUUGAAUAA